This is a messenger RNA of Desarmillaria tabescens, 300 nucleotides long. RefSeq lists its product as uncharacterized. Bases 1 to 300 code for a protein of 99 amino acids. Lineage: Eukaryota; Fungi; Basidiomycota; Agaricomycetes; Agaricales; Physalacriaceae. The transcript is spliced from 2 exons. The record is from RefSeq and is a predicted model, not a curated record.
AUGUCUUCCUACCCGUCGAACGCAAACAACUCGACCACCACGGUCUCAUCUACCCAGACCGUCGUCCCCACAAAGGACUAUGCUUCUGCCUUCGCAAAUUUACAGUCUAAAUAUGGUUUUGGCGGGAAUACGCCUUCCCCCAAUCCCAAGCCUACAAGUCUGGAAGCCAGCAAAGAGGCAGCAUUGAGCAAAGAGGACAAAGCUCUCGCUGACUUGGCGGGGAAAUAUGGAUUCGGAGGAAAAUGGGCGGCUCUGGGAGAAUUGCAACACGAGAAUGGCAGUGACUGGAAUGAUAGCUAA